Paramisgurnus dabryanus is the source of this 2636-nucleotide messenger RNA. NCBI's taxonomy places the organism in Eukaryota, Metazoa, Chordata, Actinopteri, Cypriniformes, Cobitidae. The record is from RefSeq and is a predicted model, not a curated record.
AGCGACUUCGUUCCUAGUCCGAAAAGGACACGCAAAAGGGGAAACAAUACAUACGUUUAUAAACGCAAGCGGGGGACGUCAUGUAGCGAAAAGAACAGCUGAAAACAGUGUUUAUCUGUGAAACGACGAUGCUAUCUUGGACUUUUCUAGACAUCAGCAAGCAGGUGUUAAAAACGAAAGCGCGGUUGCGGAGUUUUAGUAGUUGGAGAAGUGAGACAGAAGUUAUCAGUUGUAGUUUAUAAAUCUGAAACCUUUAGUUAACUUUCUUAACUUUAAAGCGCAACAGGUUGGAAGAUGGUAUCUUGGAUUAUAUCUGGGUCCAUCGUUCUUGUGUUUGGAACACUGUAUCCUGCAUACUACUCUUUUAAAGCAGUCAAAUCCAAGAACGUCAAAGAAUAUGUGCGAUGGAUGAUGUACUGGAUCGUGUUUGCUCUUUAUACGGUUGUGGAGGCCAUCACAGAUCUUUCUUUGGCAUGGUUCCCACUUUACUACGAGCUAAAAGUAGCAUUCGUUAUCUGGUUGCUGUCCCCCUACACCAGAGGAGCCAGCCUCAUCUACAGAAAGUUUCUACACCCAAUGCUGGCAUCCAAGGAGAGGGAAAUUGAUGAUUACAUAGUACAAGCCAAAGAGAAGAGUUAUGAGACCAUGGUGAAUUUUGGUCGUCAGGGUCUCACCAUCGCGGCCACGGCUGCCGUCACUGCCGCAGUUAAGGGGCAGGGUGCCAUCAGUGAACGUCUGAGAAGUUUCAGUAUUCCUGACCUGACACAGAUCUCAUCCGACCAAUCAGCAUUCGCCAAUCCUGGUCGACGAGCCAUACAGGCUGCUAACCUGAGCUCUGAUGGUUCUGCAGGGGAGGCGCAUGAGGAGGAAACAGAUGGAGUUUUCUCAGAAGACGAGGCAUCGGUGCAGAAGGGUCUGCGGAGAUCUCAAAGUGUGAAAAUGACACGUGCCAAAGCAGCACGCAAAGAGCCACGGUAUGGAUCUUUGAAGCUGAAACCUAGAAGGAGGCCACUGAUUACAUCAUCAACAUUUGACCAUCCUUGACCAUUUCCUGCUACACAACUACAGAUGUGGCAUGCGUGUCAAAUCAACCACUGAUUGCAGUUUAAACCUCAUUUCAAAACUGCUGAAGUUGAAAUCAUACAGUAAAUGAUCGUCAUUUUUGCAUGUUCUAACCAUUUCAACACCCAAAAACAAUUAACAGACUUAAAUGACAUUUGCAUUUAAACAUUUACUAGAAGCUUUUAUCCGAAGUGACUUGCAGUACAAAUACACAUGCACAAAAUAUAAGUAGUUUUGUUCAGUUUAGUUUAAAAGUGAAAUUUGUAAAAAAUUACCAAAGCAAACAAAAAAGACCAACACUCUCUUCUAUGCAUCUGUUAAAAGAUUAAACUGUACUAAGAAAGUAAUAAAAAUCUCAAAAGUAAUCUGAGAAAGGAUUGGAAGACAUCCAAUCAGCUUGACCUAAACCUGCCUUUAAAGAGACGGCUUAUAUUACACAAAGCCAGUGUCACUGUAGCAGAUAUCACUGCUACCCUCACUCAACCUCCAUAGGGGCAAAGGUGUCAAGGUCAGUGUAACCGUAGAUGAUGCAUUUUCAGCUUGCGUUCACAGUUAUGAAAUGAUUCAAAUUUCUGGGGAAACGGAAAAGCUGUUUAUGUAAUGCUUUAACAUCUCCCCAAAACUGCUUAUUAUGCUGUUAUUAACGGAGUGUGUGUGCAUGCACGCAUAGGCACGUCUGCAUUUUAUUGUUUACAGUUUGCUUUAAUUGCUUUGAGUCUUAAGAAGUCAAUACGUUAUGUAUUGUUUUUUAGGUCUUAACAGUAUUUGCAAAAGCUGGCUCCAAAAAACGUCCUAAUUUUAAAUGUUAUAGGGUUUUAUUUAAAUGCAUUGUGUGCAAUCGUAAAGUGAUACGUUUAGUUUAAUUGUUUUGAUAUUUGUUUCUUAUUUAGUUGUUUGUUUGGUAUUUAGUGUGUCAUGCUAGUCUUCUGCCUAUCUCAUUUUAAUAUUGAAAUACACUAAUUUACACUCCUGCUGAACCUCACAAAAUCAUGACAGGAUCGUGAGUCGAAUGUUUGUCUACAUUGCGGUUUAUUCAAGUGUAAACAGUAGGAAGGCCUUCAUGCAUCCAUUUUUGGUUUGUGUUUGAAUGUUUUUCACUCUUGUACUUGUUUGGGAAAGUCUGUUUUGAAAAGAUGCGAUCUGCUAAAUGAAGAUAACAUGUCGAUAAGGGGGUACAUUCUUAAAAAUAAAGGUUCCUUAAAAUGUAUAUAUGAGUUCUUUAAAAUCAACAUCGUGUUUAACAUUUUAGAACUGGUGGAAAGUGACCAAGUUUUUUUUAAACCUGGCCCAAUGUAUGUUAAAAAAGUUUGGUAUUGUGAGUCAUACUGUAGGCCUGGUUGCCUGGACAGCGCUUAUCCUAUUCCUAGACUAAAAUGCAUGUUUCUGCUGCCUUAUUUUAAAAUAUAUAUUGCAUAUCUUAACAUAUAUUAGUGCCAUUGUUUUGGCUCAAGAUGCACACCAGUAAUGUUUUGUGUAAGGUAUGUUUGUAAAAAACGACUUAAAUGGCCUUAUGAAACUAAGGCAUUGUCUGGGAAACUGCCCCAUAAUGUAAUUAUGAAAUAAAAAAAAUAAAA